AUGGUCGGCGCCGAGGUCGGCUCGGCCGUCGUCGGGCUCGGCGUCGGCGACACCGUCGGGUGGUGCGACGGCCGCGGCGUCGGCACGGGCGUCGGCGACGUCGUCGGCGACGUCGUCGGCUUGGGCGUCGGCGUCGUCGUCGGCGCGGACGAGGGCUUGGGCGUCGGCACGGGCGACGGCCGCGGCGUCGGCAGGGGCGUCGGCGACGUCGUCGGCUCCGUCGAGGGCUUGGGCGUGGGGACGGGCGUCGGCUCCGCGGACGGCCGGGGCGUGGGGACGGGCGUCGGCGACGGCGGCGUCGGGACGGGCGUCGGCGUCGGCGUCGGCGCGGGCGACGGCAGCGGCGUCGGCGCGUCCGUCGGGAGGGGCGUCGGCACGGGCGUGGGCGCGGGCGUCGGCGUCGGCGUCGGCGCGGGCGAGGGCCUCGGCGUCGGCACGGGCGGCAUGUCCGUGGGCGCCGGCACGGGAUGGUGCGUCGGCCGCGGUUCGGGCGCGCUCGUCGGCACCGUCGUCGGCACCGGGAUGGGCGCCGACGUCGGGAAGGGGAUCGGCACGCGCGUCGGGAUGGGCAUGGGCUGGCUCGUGGGCGCCGGCUCGGGCACGCCCGACGGCAGGGGCGUCGGCGCGGGGAUCGGGACGCCCGUGGGCUUGGGCUCGGGCGCGCUCGACGGCACCGGCGUGGGCGACGGGAUCGGCACGCCCGUGGGCUGGCUGAUCGGCACGGCGGACGGCAGGGGCGUCGGCGCGGGCACGGGCAUGCCCGUCGGCUUGCUGAUGGGCACGGAGGAGGGGGCCGGCGACGGCUUGGCCGUCGACGGCGCCGCGCUCGGCGUCAGGGGCAGCCACUCCGCGGCUUCGCCGUCCCCCGUGCAGACGCAGCCGCAGUAG
This is a messenger RNA of Aureococcus anophagefferens, 888 nucleotides long. RefSeq lists its product as hypothetical. NCBI's taxonomy places the organism in Eukaryota, Pelagophyceae, Pelagomonadales, Pelagomonadaceae. The transcript is spliced from 3 exons. The coding region runs from base 1 to 888 and encodes 295 amino acids. The record is from RefSeq and is a predicted model, not a curated record.